CGAGCGCGAGUGCGAGCGCGUGCGUUGACGCGGCGGGCUGUGUCCGGCAAAGCCAGCGCACAGUCGGAGUCGCGAUGGGGCCCGGAGAACCGCGGCUCGCGGAGCGGGGCGUGUGCGAGGCCGUCCCGGAGCUGGAGCUGCUGAAGCUGCGCGCGGCCGAGUGCAUCGACCUGGCGGCCGAGCGGCUGGGCGCCCUGAGCCGCGCCAUCUGGAGCGAGCCGGAGCUGGCCUACGAGGAGCACCACGCGCACGGCGAGCUGACGCGCUUCUUCGAGCGCGAGCCGCCGGUCGCGUCCUGGGCGGUGCAGCCGCACUACGGGCUGCCCACGGCCUUCCGCGCCGAGUGGGAGCCGCCGGGGCCGCGGGCGCACGGCGCCGCGCUGCACCUGGGCUUUCUCUGCGAGUACGACGCGCUGCCCGGCCUCGGCCACGCCUGCGGCCACAACCUUAUCGCCGAGGUCGGGGCGGCGGCCGCGCUGGGCGUGCGCGGGGCCCUGGAGGGCCUGUCCCGGCCGCCUCCGCCCGUGAAGGUAAUUGUCCUGGGAACCCCUGCAGAAGAAGAGGGUGGUGGCAAAAUUGAUUUAAUUGAAGCAGGCGCUUUUAAAAACCUCGAUGUUGUUUUUAUGGCCCAUCCAUCCCAAGAGGAUGCUGCUUAUCUACUGGAUGUAGCAGAACAUGAUGUGACUGUGAAAUACUAUGGAAAAGCGUCUCACGCUGCUGCCUACCCCUGGGAAGGAGUGAACGCCUUAGAUGCUGCCGUUCUCGCUUACAGCAAUGUGUCUGUGUUACGACAGCAAAUGAAGCCAGCCUGGAGAGUCCAUGGUAUAAUAAAAAAUGGUGGUGUAAAGCCCAAUAUCAUUCCCUCUUAUUCUGAAUUAAUCUAUUACUUCCGUGCACCCUCAAUGAAAGAGCUUCGAGUUUUGACCAAAAAGGCAGAAGACUGCUUCAGAGCUGCAGCUUUGGCAACAGGGUGCACAGUAGAAAUUAAAGGUGACACACAUGAUUAUUAUAAUGUUCUUCCCAACAAGAGCCUGUGGAAGGCUUAUAUGGAGAAUGGAAAAAGGCUGGGAAUAGAGUUCAUUUCAGAAGAUGCAAUGUUGAAUGGCCCUUCAGGAUCUACUGAUUUUGGAAAUGUUACUUUUGUGGUUCCUGGAAUUCAUCCGUAUUUUUACAUUGGGUCUAAUGCCUUGAAUCAUACAGAACAAUAUACUGAAGCUGCAGGUUCACAAGAAGCUCAGUUUUACACUUUGCGGGCGGCCAAAGCUCUGGCAAUGACUGCACUGGAUGUUAUUUUUAAGCCAGAGUUGCUGCAAAGAAUCAGAGAGGACUUUAAAUUGAAACUUCAAGAAGAACAGUUUUUAAAUGAGGUAGAAUAAAAGAAGAUCGUAGGAGUCAUUUAUGAAUCAUUAAAGAAAUGAUUUUUUUUUUU
Molecule: messenger RNA, 1429 nt
Organism: Castor canadensis (American beaver)
Lineage: Eukaryota; Metazoa; Chordata; Mammalia; Rodentia; Castoridae
Gene: Pm20d2
Product: peptidase M20 domain containing 2
Molecular function (GO): dipeptidase activity
Source: RefSeq, a predicted model, not a curated record